AUGCGUAUCCCUGGCGGGUUCCAGCUCGAACGAUUGGUCGAACUUUUGGAGGAGGAUCGGGAACCAGCUAAGGCGUAUGUCACGUCCGAACGUAAUCAGAGAAGACCUACCCAAGCACUACCUUGUGAUCAUAAAGCUAUAGCUGCGGAUUCUGUAACAGCUGCAGAUUCGUCGAGAACAUCUGCCCCGCACUGGGAAUGGGGACAGGGACUCGCACUAGCCCUAACACCUUUCGUCCUUGAGAACAUCGACUCAUCUCAAGGUAGUGGUCGGCCUUCCUACAAAGCGAAGGAUUGCUUGACAGUCUUCUGCCUCCACCAGCUCCCUAAUCUUUGCUUCAUCCCAUUGGUCGGUGUCAGUGUAGGUAAGAUCCUUGACCCAAAGGUGGCCAUUGCUGGUGGGAUCUUUGAGCUUAGGGCCUCUGCCUCUCAAGCAAGGGACCCAAUUGUGAUCUUGAAGUUUAACAGUGGCACCAUUUCUAAUAAUCCUCCUGAGGUGCUAAAUUAUUGUCCUUCACAGCUAGAGCCAACUCUUUGUGAGGAUAUUGUGGAUCUGUCUGCAUUAUCUCAGUGUUAG
Striga asiatica is the source of this 576-nucleotide messenger RNA. Lineage: Eukaryota; Viridiplantae; Streptophyta; Magnoliopsida; Lamiales; Orobanchaceae. The record is from the annotation of a GenBank genome assembly.